AUGCAAAAAUUUAUUAAUAAUGCUCAAAGGAGAUCAAUAGAUACCAAGCUGCAUCACAUCCUUUCAUCAAGGAUGGCAAAAGCAGGCAACAGGCGAUCUAUGACAUCCUUUGAAGCACCAAUUAAAUCCAGAACUCUUUCAGAAAUUCCUGUUUCAAAAUACGAACUAACGGAAUACAAUGUUCGAGACAUAUAUAUACGAAAAUGUGAGGAAUUAGAUAUCGAAAUGAAAGAAGAAUCCUGUGAUAAUUUUACAAAAAAGUUUUUAGAUGCAUUUCAUCCAAAAUCAUGUCAUCUAGGCUCCUUUUGCUUAGGUGCAACAGGCUUUACUAGGGCUAUUUCAUUUUUUUACACAUUAACGAACAUUUAUUUAAUUGAUUUAUCAAUGAAUCACAUUGAAGACGCAGGUGCAAUUGCAUUAUCAGAGUAUUUAGCAUCAGAUCCUCAAGUAAUCGAAAUAGAUUUAAGAUCAAAUUUAAUUGGCUCAAGGGGUUCAGCAGCAAUAAUGAAAGCAUUAGGCAGUAAUACGCAUUUACAAUCAAUUGAUAUGAGUGCAAUAGAUGGAGUUAACAGAAAUAAGAUUGGAUUAACUGGAGCCAAGAAUCUAGCAGAAUCUAUAGGAAAUAAUCAAGUGCUUACGGAUUUAAACUUAUCAUAUUAUGGAUUUGGAGCUGAGGAAUGUGUUUUUCUUGGAGAAACAAUGUACAAAAAUAAUUCUAUUGUUAACAUUGAUUUAUCUGAUAAUAAAAUAGGAUCAAAAGGGUGUACAAAGCUUUUCAAAAGUGCUGGAUGCUUGGGUGCAAUCAAAAAGAUAAAUUUAUCGAAAAAUGAGAUUGGUGAUGCAGGAAUUACAAAUCUUUCCAAGCAACUCAUGCAUAAUCAUACGCUUAGAGUCUUAGAUUUAUCACAUAACGUUAUUACAGUCAAUGGAUUAACGAAAUUAUUAGGAGCUUUGCAAAUCGACUGUGAAGUUGUAGAAUUAUCAUUAGCCUAUAAUAAAUUGAAUCCUACUGCCAAAGAUACUCUUACAAACUUUGUCAGAACUCUCAAAAAGAUUAAAUCAUUUAAUAUUGCAGGAAAUCCACUUAAAGAUGAAUGUAUUUUAGACUUUCUCCAUACAGUCCAAGAAAAUGAUAACUAUGUAUCGCUUAAUAUCUCGGAUACUUUUAUUACUGAUAAAUGUACAAGAGGAAUCUCAGAUUUUAUCAAGAAAUCUCACAAAUUACAGAAAUUUUAUAUAGCAGGAAAUUCUAUAACCGACAAAACUGGAGUUCCUCUUGCUAAUGCCCUUGCUCAAAACUCAACAUUGCAUUUCAUUUCAUUAAGAAACUGCGAAUUGAAAGACAGAACCGCGGAAACGUUUAUUGACCUUAUGCAGCAGAAGAAGAGAUUCCCAGAGAUGGAUCUUCAAUUCAACAACUUCAGUUACAAAGCUUUUAGUCAUUUGAAUUCUGUCAUUGAAUAUUCAAAAAUGUCUGAUUUCACAUCCAUUGCUGUAAUUUGCCAGCAGACGAUUGAAAAGCUUGGUGAAGACGAGAAAGUGUUGAACCACAUGAGGAACGAACUAGUUCAACAACGAGGAGAGAAUGAACAAUUAAAAACAGAGUACGAUGCAACAGCAGAAAGUUACAAAAAUUUACAGGAAGAAAGAAACGAAAGCAUCAAAACAGCGAAGCAAGAAUUCGAAGAAACUAAAGCCAAAUACCAAGAUCUAUUAGAAACAAGGCGUAAGGCUAUUGAUGAAUACAAUGAUCUCAGAGUUGACUAUGAAGCGAAAGAAAGAGGAAUUUUACGCGAAAGACAACAAAUUGGUCAGUCAUUAAGAGCUGCUGAGAACAGAUUGAGAAUUGCGGAAGACAAAAGAUUGGAAGAGACACAAGCUAUCAAUGAUACAAUCACUCAAUUAACGUGCGAGAAAUCAGAGUUAUUGUUGAAGCUUCAAGGAGUUUACGAGAUGAUUAGAGAGAUUCAAAAAGAAGAUCAAAUUGAGAAAGAAAAAGAAAAAGAGAAUUUGGAGCUUACUGUUAAGGAAACUGCUAUGAAAGGAAUGCAGAAGAUGAUGGAUGACUCUCCAAGAUCUGCAAGAAGAGUUGAAGUUAAAAAAGUCGAACAAAAGGAACCGGAAAAGAGAGAAUUAAAGAUUCCUCAAAGAUCAACGCAGGUUUCCAAUUCAUCUGCAAAGUCAAGCAGUCGUCUUAAAGUUAGCAAAGUCACUCUUCGUGCUUCAACUUCUAUGAAACCAACAAAGAUAUAA
Molecule: messenger RNA, 2253 nt
Organism: Trichomonas vaginalis G3
Lineage: Eukaryota; Parabasalia; Trichomonadida; Trichomonadidae
Exons: 1
Coding region: 1-2253 (750 amino acids)
Biological process (GO): nucleocytoplasmic transport; activation of GTPase activity
Cellular component (GO): cytosol; nucleus; perinuclear region of cytoplasm
Molecular function (GO): small GTPase binding; GTPase activator activity
Source: RefSeq, a predicted model, not a curated record